Messenger RNA from Pocillopora damicornis (cauliflower coral), 1440 nucleotides. Its product is annotated as ankyrin repeat domain-containing protein 54. Gene Ontology annotation, cellular component: BRCA1-A complex; BRCA1-BARD1 complex. Gene Ontology annotation, biological process: protein K6-linked ubiquitination. Lineage: Eukaryota; Metazoa; Cnidaria; Anthozoa; Scleractinia; Pocilloporidae. The record is from RefSeq and is a predicted model, not a curated record. Gene Ontology annotation, molecular function: protein binding; ubiquitin-protein transferase activity.
AAAGUGCUAACUCAAUCACAUUUCCAAAACAACUCGCGAUAUCGAGUAGGAACAACGCUACUCUGUUCCUGGCGGCUUUUUUGGUAAUAUUAUUUUUAAUCAUUUCAGUGAAUUAAAAAGUGAAGGUGAUUAGGUGUUCUUUUACUCUUUGCGUUACUGGAUUCGCGUGUGUCAUGCUUGAAGUCUUUGUCACGAACAUGAAAAUGUGAUGAAUACAGGUGCACAACUUGCUUAGAAGUAUCCAGUUGACUCUGAAGUGUUGAGAAUCCUAAUUUCAUUGUUCUAAAUAUGGAAAAGGAAGACGUACUUGAUGACAAGAGUUCAACAGCUUUUAAAAUCAACUGGUCCUCUUCAAACAUUCCUUCUAACUUUGUAGUGAACAAUACACUGCCUCCAAGUCUGGCACACAGCUACUCACAUCAAACAUUACUUGGGCAUGGUCAGCAGUUUUCCAAGAAACUACUGCCGUCUAGAACAAAAUUUCGAACACAUGCUACUGUUAAGGUUUCACCGAUGGGACAUGAUCAUUUGGCAGAAAGGAAACUUAGAGACUCAGUACAAAAAUCUGAUACAAGCACAUUGUUUGAGCUGAUCAACAAGGGUGUAAAUGUGUCUGGUGCUGACUCAAAACAUAGAACUGCUCUUCAUUUUGCAGCAGCACAAGGAAACGCUCAAACCCUAAAGGUUCUACUUGAAAAUGGAGCUAAUCCAAAUGCAAAAGAUCUUAAUGGAAAUACACCUCUUCAUCUGGCUGCUUGUACAAAUCAGGUUAAAAUAGUGACCCUCCUACUACAAGCAGGGAGUGAUGUCAAUGCUUCUGACUUCAGUGGAAAAACUCCACUUGACCUUGCAAACUCCAGGUUAAGAAUUCUUUAUGGUAAUCAGAACAUCAGAGGAAAGCCAUCAAUUUAUUGUGAGGAAGUGAAGCAAGUUAUAGAGAUGAUCAAGGCAUACAUGUCAAGACUUGGAAAUACAAAGGCAGAAGAAACACUGGAUCAACUUUGUAGCAUGCUCGGAGAUUCUACCACUACAGAAGAGGUUGAUGAAGUUCACUCUUUGCUGGCCAGUUUUACUGCAAUGAAUCUUUCACACAGUGCUGAAGACAGGACAUAGGAUUAUCAAUUGAAAGUAAUAUCAAUUUUUAAUCCAUUAAGAACAGGAAUUUAGAAUUCAUUUUCUAACCCACAGCAGGCAAAACACUACUUCUGAGGUUUGAAUUUUGUUAAAUUUCAAAGUUUUGCCUGCUCAUGAAACUGAGUCAUGAAUGGAGAUUGCAUUCUGUUACCACUAAUCAUCCCAUCAGUGAUCAAAACAGAAUUACUCUUUACAACAUCAAUACAAUAUCAUGCAGGCAAGUGAUGAGAAUACAGAAAUAUAUCAAUUAACCCUUUACACCCUAACAUCAGUAUUCAUAUUCUCCAUACGGUUCUCUGUACAUUU